CGUGAAUACAUCAGGUAGCAGGAACAUCGUAUAAAUAGAGAAGGUUUCCCAGCAACCUGAAGCAAUAGCAAGCGGCAGCCAGAGCACAAGAGCCGAGGGAAACUUUCAACGCUGGUUUAGCUGAAGCAGAAAGUAGUAAUAAAGAGGAUUUUUCUUAACUUUAAACCCUCCGCUUUGACUCGCGCAUUCAGCACCAUGGACAGCGUCCGCGCGGCCGUUUACCUGGGCGUUCUCCUCGCGCUGCUGUGCGUCUGCAGGGGUCAGAUGUCACUGGACAACCGCCUGACCACACAAGAGGAGCAGUUCAUCACACGAGACCUGACCGAGGCGCUCGAUGAACUUUUGGAUGGAGAUCAGGACAAUCGGAUAUCUGUGGAGAAGAAAGCUAGCGUCAUUCCGAGGUGUGAUGUUGGCGAGCGCUGCGCAAUGAAGCACGGCCCGCGCAUCGGGAGACUCUGCGACUGUCUGCGAGGAACAGCCUGCAAUAGUUUCUUCUUGCGCUGCUACUGAUGUUCUCCAGCCUCGAGCAACUCUUCUCUCUCAGGCUCUGUGCGAGGAAGCUCGUGACAGCGACGCGUGGGAAACCUCGUCUGUUUAAGUUUAAUUGGCAUGGGUGAUGUAUUGAA
Rhinichthys klamathensis goyatoka is the source of this 626-nucleotide messenger RNA. It is a transcript of the gene cart4, whose product is annotated as cocaine- and amphetamine-regulated transcript 4. The record is from RefSeq and is a predicted model, not a curated record. Gene Ontology annotation, molecular function: neuropeptide hormone activity. The transcript is spliced from 3 exons. NCBI's taxonomy places the organism in Eukaryota, Metazoa, Chordata, Actinopteri, Cypriniformes, Leuciscidae. Gene Ontology annotation, biological process: adult feeding behavior; cellular response to starvation; G protein-coupled receptor signaling pathway. Bases 196 to 510 code for a protein of 104 amino acids.